Molecule: messenger RNA, 645 nt
Organism: Punica granatum (pomegranate)
Lineage: Eukaryota; Viridiplantae; Streptophyta; Magnoliopsida; Myrtales; Lythraceae
Source: RefSeq, a predicted model, not a curated record
GCUGCCAUCGUCGAGGGGGUUGGAGCUCAGCGAUGGAGUCUGCGGUGAAAUCAGGAGCACUGCUAUCUCUCGAGGACCUCCACCCGUCUUCCCCAUUUUUCGCCGACGGGUCGUCGCUCAGAGUAAUCGGAAAGCUACAAGAGUAUUCUUCGGAAACGGCUUUGGCAAUUAUAGUUGAUGGAAGUGCCAAGCUGAAGGUGAACACAAACCAUCUGAGGGACCUCAGCUUUCGAGCCGGUUCAAUCUACCAAUUCAUCGGUGAACUUCAUAUUCACCAACCUGAGAAUGAGGCAAUCUUGCAGGCUCGCGUGGGUAGGAAUGUGGAUGGGAUCGAUCUCAACCUCUAUCAUCAGUCUCUACAGCUCGUGAGACAGUUUCAGGCUGAGCGAACGGGCAACCGCAUGGCCCAAUGAAGCUGUAAACUGCAAUGGGUGAUGACUGGUGGGAUUUUUGUGAAGAAAGCUACUGAAUUAGAUGAGCACUGAGCAUUAUAAUUAUAACAAGUUUCUGCAAAGUCUUGUUACCAUUCCUUCUCCUGGAUGCGAUGUUCCAAUUGGCUCCAGCUGUGUGAUACAGCUUCAACAUAUAUCAUAUACCUCAUUUUGAGGCCGGUAAUGAAAUUUUCGCAUCACUCGCUUCAAGUAA